UUUAUUUAUUUUAUUAAUAUAAAGGUAAGAGAUUGUUCAUUUUCAUUCUUCUUUGUUUGUCUGUCAAAUUCAACUUCUAAAUUUUAAAUUGAAUCUGUUAUUUCACUGGUAUUUUCAUUUAUUUUUAGCCAUAACGAGGGAGGGUCCUUAGUACGUGGUAGAAUAAGUUGUAGCCUGUUUUUGUGGUUUCCGACAUAUUUAACUAUAUUUUUCGUUUUCAAACCCAAUCACAACGUUAUUUUAUUGUUAAUUAUUUAACCAGGUUUAUUAUAAACACACAUCCCAAGAUGGGGAAUAUGUUUGCUAACCUAUUCAAAGGCCUUUUUGGCAAGAAAGAGAUGAGAAUAUUGAUGGUGGGGUUAGACGCAGCUGGUAAAACCACAAUAUUAUAUAAACUAAAAUUGGGCGAAAUAGUCACCACAAUUCCAACUAUAGGCUUCAACGUUGAAACUGUCGAAUACAAAAAUAUCAGUUUCACAGUGUGGGACGUCGGCGGUCAGGACAAAAUCAGACCUCUUUGGCGGCAUUACUUCCAGAACACACAGGGUCUAAUCUUCGUAGUGGACAGCAACGAUCGCGAGCGUAUCGGCGAGGCGCGUGAAGAGCUGAUGCGCAUGCUGGCCGAAGACGAGCUGCGUGACGCGGUGCUGCUAAUCUUCGCCAACAAACAGGACCUGCCCAACGCCAUGAACGCGGCCGAAAUCACCGACAAACUGGGUCUGCACUCACUGCGCAACCGCAACUGGUACAUUCAGGCCACCUGCGCAACGUCCGGCGACGGCCUCUAUGAGGGACUCGACUGGCUGUCCAAUCAGCUCAAGAAUGCUAACCGUUAGGCGGCCCGCAACUGGUUGCAACCGGUUUCUUUGUCUCCAACAACCGGUUACAGCGGCUCACAAACCAGUUUGCACUGCUCACAACUGGUUGCGACCGGUUUAUUUGUCUCCAACAACUGGUUGCAACCAGUUUCUUUGUCUCUGGUGGCCCAGAACUAACCGUUAGGCGCCUCACAACUGGUUGUUGGAGACAAAUGAACCAGUUGCAACUGGUUGUUGUGAUGUGGAAGCCGGUUGUAAACGGCUGCUGGAUAGUCGUGUGUUGUUGGGAAUGAGUUGUGAAAACUGGUUAUGUUGUAGAAAAUUAAGAACUUGUUUUGAUAGUGCAAAAACUAAUUGUUUGAGACAAAUAAACCGGUUGCAACUGGUUUACUGUACUGUGGAAACUGGUUGUAUACGGUUGCUAGAUGUUGGAAUGAGUUGUGCAACUGGUUGUUUUGUUGGGGAGGCUGAUUAUCAUUUAGGGAAUUAGUUUUGCAACUUGUUGCUAGGUUAGUUGAAGACAUGAAAGGAACCAGUUUCAACUGGUAUAGAGUUGCUUGGGUUUUGAUGCAACCGUUUGGGCAACUCAUUUCUACAACUGCAACUCACGAUGCAAUCAGUUUCUGCAACCGCAUCCGGUUGCGCAACUCAUUUCUGCAACUGCAUCCGGUUUCGCAAAUCAUUGUCGACAACACAUCCGGGUCUCAGUUUUCCACCGUGAGCCGCUUCCGGUUUUUGAAGAACUCUAUAAAUAUAAAUGAAGGACGUUGGCUGGGUGUGUGGGUGUAUGUGCGUGCGUGCAACAUGUGAUUAUAUAAGAUGUGUGCGUGAGUGUGUAAGAAUGUUGAAAGAAGAUUAUGAAGUGCAACAAAAAGAAGAAGAAAACGAACUCUAAUCGAUUGUUUCUAGACAGUGCAGGUUUUUGUUUUGUCGUCGUAAUAUUACUGCAAAAAAUGAUGCCGGAAAAUCAUGUGGUGUGUUGAAAUUGUCCAAUAUAAGAGCUAUGAUUGCCUACUGUAAAAAUUGAUGCUAAAAUGUGGGUAAUUUUGUCCCCAACGGCUGCAGAAUAAUAUUAAACAUUAUGAGGUGGCUUUCAACCUGGUCUAUCAAUUAUUUCUCUUGCUUCACAGCUUUUAAUAACUGCCGUUAAAAUUUAAUUUUAAAAUUCAUCGAAAACAAUUUAUAGUGUAUGAUCUGUAUAAAUUUUAGUGUGGUAUUGGAAGAGUGUAAAAUUCAUCGUCUCACAAGUCGCUGCUGGGUGAGGUUUCAAUUUGGUUUUUGGUUAAUCUUGACCUUGAAAAAUACACGGUUGAACAAAUUUUGUUUUAAGUGUAACAAGUUUGUAAAAACUAUCAAACCUCUCAAUUCUAGAACCAAAGUGUGUAGGGUUUCUCUUGUUUUUUAAGUGCCUCUCUCCUAGCUGAAUUCAUUAACUCUUUCAGCUCUACAAUAGUAUCAUUAUGAUUUUGAAUAUUAUAUAAAUUUUUAAAGACACAAAUUGAUAUUUUCAAGAAAUGCAUGUUUUAUUGUGAACUGUGUAUUCUUCUGCUGACUGUUGUGUAUUUAUAUUAACAUAAAAAUGUUAUUUAAUAACUGUGAAUGGUUUUUUUUUUUGUUUGAUAAUUCUCUACUACUAACAUUCUACGAGUUGAAUAAUGUAAGGCACCAACAUUUUUCUUGAUUUUGCUUGAAACUGGAAUAGUACUUUUGAUUCAAGUACCGGUUGAAUAAUAAUUGAAUAACUCAAAAUUUUGAGUGGAUGUCCACUUUCUAUCCAAACUUUGAGUGGAUGUUUAAGAAUUUCUCUCACUUGUACUAAUUCUGCUUGGAUUUAAUUCCAAGUAACACAUCAGAAAGUUUGUACUAAUAUUCUGCUUGACUCCUUUCUUGUCAAAAUCUGUGACAAUUUUUGUCGGCAUGUGUUCUUAGUUAUGCAGAAUUUUUCUGUGGUUGAUCUUUAUGCUGAACAAAGUUUGGAGCCUCUUCGAUGGUGUAAACACAUUGGGAAAAUUUGCAAUUUUCAUAUUUUUUAUAAACUAUCAAACUCUUCGAUUUUUUCCCUAAAUUGAACAUCUCGUCCAUGCUUGUGUGAACGAUGUUUUAUUCUAACUUCCAAAUCUCAACUAAAUUUAUCGAAUGAAUACAAAUUCAAACACAAAUUUUGAUUGUAUAAUAUCUAAGAAAUGUAUUAUUACAGGAAUUUAAAACCAGGAACAAUAUGUUUGUAAAACUAAAUAAUGCAAUUGUAAAAAAAUAUUGAAAUUACAAUUUUUAAUUCGA
Nilaparvata lugens (brown planthopper) is the source of this 3098-nucleotide messenger RNA. Its product is annotated as ADP-ribosylation factor 1. Gene Ontology annotation, biological process: intracellular protein transport; vesicle-mediated transport. Lineage: Eukaryota; Metazoa; Arthropoda; Insecta; Hemiptera; Delphacidae. The transcript has 4 exons. Bases 288 to 836 code for a protein of 182 amino acids. Gene Ontology annotation, cellular component: cytoplasm; plasma membrane. The record is from RefSeq and is a predicted model, not a curated record. Gene Ontology annotation, molecular function: GTP binding; GTPase activity.